GUCAAGGAAGGCAAAGGCUCCGCUGUUCGACUAAUGUUUCAAAUCCCUAUGCAUCGAUUGAUGUAUCUUUGUAUGAUACGCUGGCUGUACUUACAGCGUGAUCACUGGGUCAGACGUCUACCCCGAGGUUCGUCCACGGUGCUACAGACAGCUGUUCCCUUACGAUAUUGUUCAGUACGAACCGGACCGCCAGCACACGUGUUCGAGAUGGACGCAGAGCCGGAAUGUUCCCCGUCGCGCGAUCUACAAUCCGUUCUCUCGAGAUGAUGCCUAGGCUGACCUCGGUGCUCCUAGUGAGCCUUUGCUUCGCGCGGACGUUCGUGUCUGCGUUCCAGUAUUUCGCGGACAAUAAGACGUGUACCCUCGAGCCACUGGGUAGCGGACAGGACGAUACGAGCCAGAUUGAGGCUGCUAUCGCGCUGUGCGGGCACUAUGGAACGACGGUCUUCGCGCCUGGAGAAUACAAUGUGACAAGGAAGAUGACAUGGGAUCUGGUAGAGUCCAGAGUUGACCUGCACGGCUACCUGAAUUUCGUCGCAGACUUGCCCUACUGGAUGUACCCCGAGAACACGUACCGCGUCAUCUUCAUCCAAAGCCAAGCGUCGUGGUUCGUCAUCACCGGGAACGACUUCGUGGUCGACGCGCACAACACAGGCGGCAUCAUCGGGAAUGGGCAGUACUGGUGGUCAUGGUACGGCAAUGGCACGCGUAUCGAUGGCGACGGCCGCCCGGUCGCGCUCACCGUGUACCGCGCACUCCGGGGCACCAUCGCCAACUUCCGGAUCGAGGGCCAGCCGUUCUGGUGCAACGCUGUCGCGGAGAGCCAGAGCGUUGUGUACGACGGCAUGUACUGCAACGCGACGAACGCGGAUCCUCUGUAUUAUAAUCAGAAUAUCGUGUGGAACACGGAUGGCAUCGACACAUUCCGGUCCGACAACAUUACCCUGUUGAACUGGGAUAUCACGCUCGGGGAUGACUGCAUAGCAAUCAAGGGCAAUUCGACGAAUGUGUACGCCAAGAAUAUCACCUGUACCGGCGGAACAGGGAUCGCGUUCGGUUCCUUGGGGCAGUACUACAACCUGUACGACAACGUUGAGAACAUCACGCUGGAGGACAUCACGAUGAUUAGGCCGGACCCGACGAUACAGCCUUACAUGGAGCACGGCGUGUAUCUCAAGUCGUGGACUGGGACAACGAUUGGCUUCCCCCCUGCGGAGGGAGGCGGUGGCCCGGGGACGACGACAGGCGUCAUCGCGCGUAACUUCAAUCUUGACAAUGUGACGUACCCCAUUCAGCUCUACCAAACGAACUCCGGACACGCGGGCGAUGCGCCAUCGAAGUAUCAGUUCGGCGGCCUCACAUUUGUCAACUUCACUGGUACAGCAUCGACAGACCUGCAGUGCAGUCCGGCGGCACCAUGUCCGGAUCUAUCUUUCAAAAAUAUCGACAUCGAGACACCCAGUGGCACGGCUGCGACGUACAACUGUUACAACGUCGUCAGCCAGACGGGUCUGAGUGGUAAGCCUCACCGUGCUGGCCUGCCUGCCGGGUCAUUGCUAUUAUCUAAUGUCCGUGUGGCUUCUCAGCGUGCAACACGACGGCAUGAGCUUAAGGCCAUCCCGCUCAUGCGGCGGGGGCCGGUGAAGAAGUGCGUAGUUUUUAGAUAG
Rhodofomes roseus is the source of this 1667-nucleotide messenger RNA. Its product is annotated as pectin lyase fold/virulence factor. Gene Ontology annotation, molecular function: polygalacturonase activity. The record is from RefSeq and is a predicted model, not a curated record. NCBI's taxonomy places the organism in Eukaryota, Fungi, Basidiomycota, Agaricomycetes, Polyporales, Fomitopsidaceae. The coding region runs from base 225 to 1667 and encodes 480 amino acids. Gene Ontology annotation, biological process: carbohydrate metabolic process. The transcript has 16 exons.